AUGCCCCCCUCGCGCUUUGACAACGGCACCAUCGGUACCAAUUACAGCAGUAUUCACUCAGCUGAUGCCUUUGUUGGCAACUACCAAGUCAUGUACACCCCCGGUUCCACAUCACCACAAUUGGAUAGACCUACGAAGAAAUCGACACGUUUCAGUCGAGCGGUGUCGUCAAAGUCUCAGAAUCUCUCCCAAUCCUUUGUGCUCCCUCAAAACAUCCCCAACACCUCUCAAAUCGUCGCAGACCAAGGCUCUUUACCAAAUCUUCACAUUCCUUACUCAAUCCCUGUGGACGAGAAGCAAAUUGUCGCUUCACUACGAACCCUACAGCGCGAUCUGAACGAGGCAGUCCAAACCAUUAACUCGUUGACGAGGGAGCGGGAUGAGGCCCUACUCGAGCUCAAGUUGCUACGCGCUGCGAACAACAAACAAACAGCUUCUGCAAAGAAGAUUCGUCGCGUAUCAACCCAUGUAGACGACGAACUGUUCGACAUCAGCCGGUCUAUGUCUCCAGACCAAUCCCCCGUUCGACGUUUCUCGUCCAAGAGCGCCGUCGCCGAGAAUAAGCAAAAUGGCAAGACGACAAUCUCAGACGAAGCACGUGUUUUGCAAUCAGUCAAUGUCAACAGACCAGCCUCUCCACCACUCCAAAAGCGAACAGCGAGUAAGACCACAGCAGAGAACAGGAAACCCUCCCAGAAUUACAAGAAGCCUGUUGUUAAUGACACGGAGAACAGCAUACUCGAUGACGCUACAGGGAUCUCAAACACAUCUCGCCGGCGCCGACACCUCGAUCUUGACGAGAACAUGACAUCUGCCUACAUCAUCCCUGAUAUCACCAUGUCUCAAGCCCAACCACAGGGUAGCAAAGACGUUGUCUCUAAGGGAGCCCAGGGUGUUCUUCACCGCCACGAUCCAGACCACAUCCAUAACUGCGAAGUCUGCCUCCGUCUCACCAACACCAAGAAGACCAAACAUGUCUCUCACGCCAAUGCUACGGCUCAACCAUCCAGCAGUACUGCAGCCGGGAAAAAGGCCUCGACCUCGAUCGACAGACCACAGCCCGACUUCACCGCCCAAAUCACCCAACUUCUUCAAGAUGCCAUGCUCGACGACCCGACCAUGAGACCCAAGAUAUCACCUUGGCAAGCUCUGUCCAACGUCAAACAACUCCUCACCGACCAGUUCCAAGAAGCUAAACGAAAACACCGUGUCGCGUGGGAGACGUAUGAUGACAUCGAGGCGCCUCUGAACAGCAAGCGACAUGCGGCUGUUAGUCAGGAGUUGUUCUAUUGGUCUAAGAAAAUGGACGAGUGUAGAAUUAAUUUAGACCAGUUGAGAGAUGUCGAGGAAGGCAUGAAGGGAGAGUACGAGAGAGAUGUUUAAUCGAACAGAGUGUUUGUUUCCACUCUUCGGUUGAUGUCAGUGAUGUGUCAGUCUCGGUUUUGAGCGAGUCGACUGGUUUGCCUGGACACUGGUUUAAACGCACGGGGUUUGAUUCGGAGCGCACACCUUUUUGCAUGUUGAUUUAAGCACGAUGGAUUGUCAGGCCAGACAGAGACGAAAUCAUGGCUGUUUAUCGGUAGAGAAUGAGCAUCUUCUCAUCAGGGCAACCGUGACGAGAUGUUG
This is a messenger RNA of Exophiala mesophila, 1626 nucleotides long. RefSeq lists its product as uncharacterized. The record is from RefSeq and is a predicted model, not a curated record. The coding region runs from base 1 to 1383 and encodes 460 amino acids. The transcript is spliced from 2 exons. Lineage: Eukaryota; Fungi; Ascomycota; Eurotiomycetes; Chaetothyriales; Herpotrichiellaceae.